Messenger RNA from Humulus lupulus (European hop), 2028 nucleotides. RefSeq names its product deoxyhypusine synthase. The transcript is spliced from 10 exons. The record is from RefSeq and is a predicted model, not a curated record. Gene Ontology annotation, molecular function: deoxyhypusine synthase activity. NCBI's taxonomy places the organism in Eukaryota, Viridiplantae, Streptophyta, Magnoliopsida, Rosales, Cannabaceae. Gene Ontology annotation, cellular component: cytoplasm. Gene Ontology annotation, biological process: peptidyl-hypusine biosynthetic process. The coding region runs from base 520 to 1605 and encodes 361 amino acids.
GUCUGUAUAAUUUUUUUCUUAUUUUAUUUUUGUGUAAUAUAAAACUUAGUAAUUUAUUUGUUUUCGUAUUGAAUUUGUUGAGACGGCGCUGCUCAAAUCCAAAUCUAUAAUCAUUUUCAGACAUCCUGAUUUUUUCCUUUUUUUGAUCUGGGCUUCUCCAUCCUCGAUACCAGGGCUGUAUGUUGCUCCUCUUCCGAGAAAAAAGAGUUUGAUUCUUGGUCAAUCAAUUUCUGUGUUUCUUCUUCUUCCUCUUGAAACCAAAGGACCAAAGGCUACACCGUACUGGAACAACUUUCUUCUUCUUUGCACUGCAGUCACCUUCCUAUAGCACCAUCGCAACAAACUCUCCGGGUGAUCUCCGUUCUCGGCCAUCUCUGUUCUUCAUCGUUGUCAGCCACUCACCAGGAACGUCGGCCGUCCAUCCACAGUAAGGCAACCCGUCCGUCGACCAUCUGAGGAGCUCAGUUAGUGUCGUCCACCCCACCAAGCAGCAUCCUAACAGUUUGGCAGGGCAAGGACAUGGAGAACAACCACUUGUUGGCGGCUGCUCACUUAGCAACUUUCAAAGAAUCAGAAAGUCUAGAAGGAAAAUGCUCUAAGAUUGAAGGCUAUGAUUUCAAUCAGGGAGUGGACUACCCGCGCUUAUUAAGCUCCAUGAUCUCUACUGGAUUCCAAGCCUCCAACCUUGGAGAUGCCAUCCAAGUUGUAAAUGAAAUGCUAGAUUGGAGGCUUGCUGAUGAGACCAUAGUUGAGGACUCCAGUGAAGAGGAGAAAGCUUUAACAUAUAGAAGCUCUGUGAGGUGUAAAGUUUUUUUGGGUUUUACUUCAAAUUUGGUUUCAUCUGGUGUUAGAGAUACAGUUCGUUAUAUAGUUGAGCAUCAAAUGGUGGAUGUAUUAGUUACAACAGCUGGUGGUAUAGAAGAGGACCUUAUAAAAUGUCUUGCACCAACUUACAAAGGUGAUUUUUCUUUACCAGGAGCUUAUUUGCGCUCCAAAGGGUUGAAUCGAAUUGGUAACUUAUUGGUUCCCAAUGAUAAUUAUUGCAAGUUUGAGGAUUGGAUCAUUCCUAUAUUUGACCAGAUGUUAAAGGAGCAAAUUGAAGAUAACUUGUUAUGGACACCAUCUAAAUUAAUUGCUCGCUUGGGGAAGGAGAUAAAUGACAAGAGUUCUUACCUCUAUUGGGCUUAUAAGAACAACAUUCCUGUCUUCUGUCCCAGUAUAACAGAUGGCUCUUUGGGGGACAUGUUGUAUUUCCAUUCUUUUCGCAACCCUGGUCUAAUAGUCGACCUAGUGCAAGAUAUUAGGGCGAUGAAUGGUGAAGCUGUCCAUGCAAGUCCUAGAAAGACGGGAAUCAUUGUACUUGGAGGGGGUCUGCCCAAACAUCACAUAUGCAAUGCCAAUAUGAUGCGUAAUGGUGCAGAUUAUGCUGUCUUUAUCAAUACUGCACAAGAGUUUGAUGGGAGUGAUUCUGGUGCUCGUCCGGAUGAGGCAGUAUCAUGGGGUAAAAUCCGAGGUUCCGCUAAAACUGUCAAGGUGCAUUGUGAUGCAACAAUUGCCUUUCCUCUACUGGUUGCAGAAACAUUUGCCAAGAAAUCGGUUGUCUGAGUUUUUUUUUUCAACUCUAUUUAUUGUGAGAUGAAGAACUGUAUAAUCCUUGCGAUUAAUAACAGGCAGACAAAAGCAAACAUAUUAGAGGAUAGGAUGUUAUGGUUCUGUUGGUCACCAGGAAGGGAGAACUCGAUGGUGGGUUGACAAGGCAAGGUUUACUUGUGUGGGAUUUUGAAUAACGCAGGGCUUUCCCGAAACAACUUUUAUUGAGUACUUUAUUUUUCCAACUUAUUAGUGGCUGUCUAGCCAAAAUGUUUUCAUUAAUGUUGAAUAUUCCACUCCACUGGGGUAGUUCAAAUGGUGGCACGUGGUUUGUUACCACAAAAUUGUAUCCCUCUUGGGCAGUUACAUAAUAAUCAAAUAUUAUACUGUUAGACGGGAAUUUUAGUACUGAAAAGUAAAAGUUAUUGAUUAUUCUUA